Molecule: messenger RNA, 1847 nt
Organism: Carassius auratus (goldfish)
Lineage: Eukaryota; Metazoa; Chordata; Actinopteri; Cypriniformes; Cyprinidae
Product: leucine rich adaptor protein 1-like
Exons: 2
Coding region: 120-641 (173 amino acids)
Biological process (GO): positive regulation of canonical NF-kappaB signal transduction
Source: RefSeq, a predicted model, not a curated record
CCGAGGAACAUCCGGGCAAACUAAACUCCCGAGUAUUCCCGUCCGCCACGAGACCCGCGUCUCCUUGCGUCUGACGUCAUGCUCCGGUAGGAUCGAUUACCUGCGGCACUGGAUUAUUGAUGAGGAUGAAGAUGGAGGAUCUGCCGGACUUCAGAGACGUGGAGAACAAGCUGGGUCGGAAAGUUCCGGAGAGUUUGAUUCGUUCAUUCGCGGGCGAACCGUUCAGAGGCUCGGAAACCCGCGAGCGAACCGAUGAUCUACAGACGCUCCACAACAAGAUCAGCUUCCUGCGGCAACAGAUGGCUCAUCUGCGCUCCAUCGAUGUCACACUGAUGCAUCAGCUGCUGUCCAUCAACGAGGGCAUCGAGUCGCUCCGCUGGGUGCUGGAGGAGCGCGGGGGCGGGGCCAGCCGCGAGGGCAGUGUGACGGACAGCUUGUGCAGCCUAUCAGAGGGGGCGGAGUCAGAGCGCGGCUCCUGCAGCGACGGACUGGACGGGAUCUCGCUGGGCAGUUAUCUGGACACGCUCGGAGAGGACGACCUCGAACGCUCCUCGCCCGCUGACCUCUCAGACCACGAGACCUUCACCAGAUCUCCUCCACGACCUCGCGUGGACACCGACGAGUACUACUGCUUCGGAUAACGCUAACGAGUGCCUGAAUAAAGACAUGCGACCCAGAUCCAAAUGGAAAUGAUUAUAUUAGCUGAUGAUUUAGCUCACGCUUCUCCUUCUAAAGGGAACGGUGAAGCUUCUUCAAGUCAACGAAGUUUGGGUUUGAUUUGCAGUAAGAAACAGUGCUUUCUAAAAACCAGACUGAUCCUUGAACCUGAUUGUAAACUCAGAUAAUCUGUUCAACCCUUUGUCUUAAAUGUGUGUGAGAAUCCGGCUCGAGUCGAUGGUGUGGUCCGUUUGCUGCGUUCACACUCACUCAAUCCGGUUUGAAAGCUGAAUUUAGUUCAAUCUCAGUAUAGUGACUGAUCCAGGACUGUCUCCAUCAGCAGACUGAAAUUAAAAGUCUCUUCGGGUCUUAAAGAGUCUUCAUUCACAGUUUCACAAAUCAGGUUUGAAAAGGUCUUAAUCACAAAGUCUCCAAGUCGUGGAAUUAAAUGUCUGAUUCGAUCUGGUUUGAACGUCUGAACAUCCUUGAAUCUAGAUACAUUUACUACAGAUGCAAAAUAAAGUCUUGAAGCUGAGUGUGAACGCAGCCGGCGCUUCUCGCUCACAUGCUAACGCUAGCAGGCUAAUUCCUCACGUUUACAUCGACGGCUCUCGGUGCUCUGCUCAAGUGUGAACUGUUGAAGUGCAAUUCCUGCUCAAGCCAAAGCUAGUUAACGACUCUUUAGCGCUUCAUUCAGGUUUAAAUCUUCACUGCAAUAAUGAGAUUGUUCUUACUUGAAUCUGUUUUAUUAACACCGGUACGAUGUUUAGAGAACUGUAACGUCAGCAGGUUUUUAGCACACGUACAUCACAGAGACGUCUGUUUGAGGUCUGCAUUACAUCUGCCAGACGUGUUUUUAAGAGUCUCUGCUCGUCUGAAACACUAUCAGAUGACAAACAGAGGUUUAGAAGAUGUGUAACCGACAUCCGAAUGUCUAUCAGAUGUUCUCCAGAUCUGUAGCAGACGCUCCUGUGCGGUUUUGUCUUGUGUUGGGGAUGAAUCCACGUGUUUGUGGCGGUGGUUAUUUGUGCUGCUAUUUCAUUUGUUUCUUUGUGUGCUUGAUUUGAUUCAAAACUCCUAAUUUAUUGUUCAUUUUUAACUUGGUUUUUUGGGGAAAUGUCGUAAUACAUUGUGACUUAUUUUGUUUUAACGAAAUGCUUUAAUGUGAAAUAAAACUGAAUAAUUACAAA